AUGGCAAGGAUUUCAAUCCCAUUAGUAGGCCUCAUGUUCUUAUGCCUAUGGGUAGGCAUUGCACAAUCAGAAUACAUGAAGUACAAAGACCCAAAACAACUGAUUGGUGCUCGGAUUUGGGACCUCAUGAAUCGAAUGACACUUGAAGAAAAGAUUGGUCAGAUGGCUCAGCUGGAUCGGGUGGCUGCAACGGCUGAUGUGCUAAGGGAUUACUCAAUUGGCAGUGUUCUAAGUGGAGGAGGAAGUGUGCCACUUCCCCAUGCCACCGCAGAGGACUGGGUUAACAUGGUGAAUGAGUUUCAGAAUGCCUCUUUGUCUAGCAGACUUGGGAUCCCUAUGAUUUAUGGGAUUGAUGCUGUUCAUGGCCACAACAAUGUGUACAAGGCAACUAUCUUUCCCCACAAUGUUGGCCUUGGAGCAACCAGGGACCCAGAGCUUGUGAAGAGGAUUGGUGGUGCAACAGCACUUGAAGUUAGAGCUACAGGGAUUCCUUAUGUUUUUGCUCCAUGCAUCGCAGUAUGCAGAGAUCCAAGAUGGGGUCGAUGCUAUGAAAGUUACAGUGAGGAUCCCAAAGUUGUGCAACAAAUGACAGAAAUCAUCUCUGGUUUACAAGGAGAAAUUCCUGCUAACUCAAGGAAGGGUGUUCCUUAUCUUGGUGGAAAGUAA
Molecule: messenger RNA, 666 nt
Organism: Ilex paraguariensis (yerba mate)
Lineage: Eukaryota; Viridiplantae; Streptophyta; Magnoliopsida; Aquifoliales; Aquifoliaceae
Source: the annotation of a GenBank genome assembly